AUGGCCUCCUCCGUCGUCACCCACAAGACCACUGACACGGUGGACCGCGAAAAGAAAUGUCCUUUUCUGCUGCGCGUCUUUAUUAACAACCACGGCCGGCACCACCAUCUGAAUGAGUUCGCCCGCGGCAAAGUGCCCUCGAAGGAGGUGCAGAUCUACACCUGGAUGGACGCCACGCUGAAGGAGCUCACCGCCCUGGUAAAGGAGGUGAACCAGGAGUGCCGCAAGCCGGGCUCGCGAUUCGACUUUGCACUGGUCUUCCCCGACAGCCGCGCCAACACCUACCGCAUGCGGGAGAUCGGCAGCACAGUGAGCGGCCGCAAGGACCCCGCAGACAUGAAGACGCUGGGGCAGGCGCGCUUCCAGAUUGGCGACUACCUCGACGUGGCCAUCAACAUUCCCGGCGAUGAUCGUGGUGGCGGCGGUGGUGGCGGUAAUGAUCGGCGAAUGGAUCGCGGUCCGCCGCCUCGAUUGAUGGACGGAGGCAGAGAAGGUGGAGGACCUCGAGGCGGCGACGGAGAUCACCGCUUCUACGGAGGUCGCAACAACUUUGGCGGUCGUGGCGGGGGUGACCGAGAUCGCGACCACCACCGAGGACGUCCAUACUGA
This is a messenger RNA of Rhagoletis zephyria (snowberry fruit fly), 609 nucleotides long. NCBI's taxonomy places the organism in Eukaryota, Metazoa, Arthropoda, Insecta, Diptera, Tephritidae. The record is from RefSeq and is a predicted model, not a curated record.